AACUGUUGAAGGAUUAUCCUCAUCAGUUUUGCUCCCCUGUUUUACUUGGGAAACAGCUGGAUGGCAUAUGGCACACCUCCAUAAUAGUCCAUAAGGACGAGUUCUUCUAUGGCAGUGGAGGAAUCUCCAGCUGUGCACCUGGAGGAACACUUCUUGGACCUCCAGACACUGUUGUUGACCUGGGGAACACUGAAGUCACAGAAGAAAUUUUUCUAGAGUAUCUUUCCUCGUUGGGGGAAUCUAUGUUCCGAGGAGAAUCUUACAACCUCUUUGAACAUAACUGCAACACCUUCAGUAAUGAAGUGGCACAGUUCCUGACAGGAAGAAAAAUCCCUUCCUACAUCACCGACCUUCCAGCUGAAGUUCUUGCCACACCUUUUGGACAAGCUUUAAGGCCCCUCCUGGACUCCAUCCAGAUCCAGCCACCCGGAGGAAAUACCUUCAGCAGACAUAAUGGACAGAGCUAACAGGAGUGACCCAGUGUGCCCAGCCUCACCAGGCCUCUUCCUUUUUAAACAUCAAUAUACCAGAUUUCUAUUUUAUAAUUUCUCAUCAGAAUUAACUCUACAGAAGUUACAAGACAAAUUUUAAAAUUUCUUAGGGAGAGGAUUUAUCAGGGUGCAUGUAAGAAUGCUACCAAAAAGAUUGCCAUAAUUUCUAAUAAUAUUAUACUAAUUUAUAAAGGCUGUCUUGUUCAAGUAGGCUGACACUUUCUAAGUAACUCCUGUGAUGGUAAGUGGGAGUUCAUUCCAUGAGCAUUCAAGAGCUCAUUACACAAUUUGGAGUAAAUAAGGGAUGUCCCGGCUGUCCCUUGCAGGCU
This is a messenger RNA of Nestor notabilis (Kea), 820 nucleotides long. RefSeq names its product desumoylating isopeptidase 1 (gene DESI1). The record is from RefSeq and is a predicted model, not a curated record. The annotation marks the transcript as partial. NCBI's taxonomy places the organism in Eukaryota, Metazoa, Chordata, Aves, Psittaciformes, Psittacidae. Gene Ontology annotation, molecular function: peptidase activity. The transcript has 6 exons. Gene Ontology annotation, biological process: protein modification by small protein removal.